This is a messenger RNA of Punica granatum (pomegranate), 1780 nucleotides long. The record is from RefSeq and is a predicted model, not a curated record. NCBI's taxonomy places the organism in Eukaryota, Viridiplantae, Streptophyta, Magnoliopsida, Myrtales, Lythraceae.
UAAACAGACCCGCCGUAAUACUAAGGUCAUGCCAUCUUCUCUCUCCCUAUCUCACUCUCCCUCUCCCUCCCUUCCAGAACUCCGACGCUUGCCGAUCUCAACCCCUUAGGUUGCCGCCGGAGAGCUCAUAGAGGGCGGCGGCGGCGGCCUCUUCUACAGCGUUUCCUUUCCUUCGAUCGAUUCGAGGAAUCUUAGGUCAGUCGGUCGAGGAAGAUGAAGAAGAAGAAGAAGAGCAGCAGUGAAGGCCGCGGUCCUCCUCCUCGUCCUCUCCCGCGAGAUAUCACAGUGGAGAUACUACUGAGGCUCCCGGUGAAGUCAUUGUGCAGAUUCAGGUGCGUUUCUACCCUGUGGCGCUCCAUUAUCUCCGAUCCCCACUUCGUCUCCUCCCAUUUCGCUCGCUCCUCUGCUCAUCCCAAACUGCAGAUAAAUGUUGAUAGAAAUGGUCCAGCGGUUAAUGCUGAAUAUGUAAGAAAGAGGAGGGAUAGAUUUUUCUUCUUCAGCACAGACUAUACGAAAAAUAUGGACGACCCGGGACAGGUUCAAGUUGCGAGCUAUCACGGCCAAAUUGACACCCAUGCUGACUAUAUUCCACAGUCUGUUGGUGGCUUGAUCUGCAUAAGUGAUAUAGAGGGAAUCCAGGUUUGUAACCCUAGCACCGGCGAGUGCAUUACCUUUCCAGCACCUUCUAUCUAUGGUAAGCCAUUCCUGGGGUACGAUCCGGUUGAAAAGAAGCACAAGAUUAUAAACUCGUGGAAGAGCCGAUUUUUGGGACCUACGAAAAUCGACAUUUUAACUCUUGGUGAGAAGGAGUGGAGAAGGUUAGACCUCGGUCUACCUGGUUUGAGCAUAGAACUAAGUUUAUGUAUGGACGGGGUCAUGCAUAUGCUUGGUGAGACUGAUGAAGAGAAGGCCUAUUUUAUAUUGUUUGAUGUUAGGCUGGAGACUUUUCGAGCGAUUCCCUUUCCUGCAGACUUCGUAUACGAUCCAUGUAUGUGUUUAAUCGAAUUUGGUGGGCGUGCUGCUUUACUUGACUACUGGGCAUCAAUUAUCGACCGUGUCGGUGGCCCAGUAAGAUUGUGGAUAUUGGAGGAUCUCGAAGUUUGGAGCUGCAAAGAGUUUAUCCCGCCUCCUCACUUGGAUGAUACUAUUUCAGUGGUGUCAUAUUGUGAUGCUGGUGUCACUCACGCGGGUGAAUUGGUGUUUUCAUCAUUGUCAUCCACGGGACCAUUUCUCUGUUAUUUAUUAGACCUGGAGGAUGCUAGUUUGAGGAAAAUUGAGAUCUCUGGGCUACAUGAACGUUUAAAUGCACUGACUCGUCGAUAUGAUGAUAUGGUGACGGUUUACUCACAUGUGGAAAGUUUACAAUCACUACAAGAAUUUCGCAUUGAUCGGUAAGACGCAAUCCCCUUUUGUAUAAUCGAUGUUUAGGUCAGUUAGAAGUUUGGAGGUCCGGAGCAGACAGAUGGAUGGCAAAGACGGGGAAUGGGACAAACUUCUCUGGAUAUGAAAAGGAGCUAAUUGGUAUUCUCUUGUUUGACCUUCUUGAUGUGUUCCAGUGCAUCCUCUCUAUCGCAAAACAAACUUCUGUGCAUCUUUCCAUUGUUUUGCAUAUGUAAACUUCGGCCUUUCCCUUUCUGAUGUUUUACAUUCCUUAGUUGAACAGAUAUUGCAGCAAAACCUUCAUUCAGAGCUGUAUGUGCUUUUCCCUCAUCUAUUGUUUCAUUUCAGUUGGACCCAUCGAUCUAUGGAAAAGAAAGAGCGAAGAUUUUGUGUUUGUCCA